This is a messenger RNA of Ambispora gerdemannii, 1821 nucleotides long. The record is from the annotation of a GenBank genome assembly. Lineage: Eukaryota; Fungi; Glomeromycota; Glomeromycetes; Archaeosporales; Ambisporaceae.
AUGGCUUACGAAAAUUUUUUGCGAAACGUUGAUUCAUUCGGUAGUCAAUCACGCGUCGAUCAAGAUAUUAGGGUGGAAAUUAGUGGUAACGAUGUAGUGAGUGUAAGAGAAUCUACAGAAAUACAAAUAGAGCCAAAUAAUGAUACAGUAAUAGCCGACGACAAUGAAUUUGCAAUUGUAGAAAUAACCGACGACAACGAAUUCACAUUGGUAGCAAACCGACACAAUCUCGAUAGAAAUAAAAGUUUCUCAGAGAAUACAAUGAAUUGUAGUCAUAUUUAUGAACCAACUUAUGUAGCGUCAGUUAUUAAAAGACUUUUAAUAUUCUUUAGUUUAACACUUUCAAUAUUUCUAGCUGCUGCUGAUCAAUUGAUAAUGUCAAAUAAAAAUAUAUUUACGUUAGUAGCGAAAGAGUUCAAUGUAUCGUCAUCAUCCGCAAAUAAUUGGAUAGGAAGCGUUAAUUUAAUCACUAGUGUAGCAGCAACACCAAUCUUCGGAAAGCUUUCGGACAUUUUCGGUCGUAAAAAUAUAUUUAUAACUGUUUUGGGAACAUUUACCAUAGGCUCAGUGUUUUGUGGUGUUUCACAAAACAUAGCCAUGAUUAUUAUUGGUCGUAUUAUUUCAGGCAUAGGUGCAGGUGGAAUGACAACAUUAGCUAGUACAAUAACAUCAGAGAUCGUGUAUGUAAAGUCGCGUGGUAUAUAUCAAGGAAUUCUGGGAGCAGUUUUUGCAUUUGCAACUGUAGUUGGUCCCUUGCUGGGUGGAAUUUUUAACGAGCUUGUUUCAUGGAGGUGGACAUUUUAUAUGAAUAUCCAAAUGGCAGUCUCAUCUACCAUCAUUAUUAUUUUCCUUCUUGAUGACAAUCAAUCAGGAGAAGGCUCAUUUCGAGACAAACUAAGAAAAGUAGAUUAUUAUGGAAUAUUUGCAUUUUCUGGCUUAAAUUCGACUUUACUUUUGACAUUAAUUUUGGGUGUUGAUAGAUACAACUGGGAUUCACCAAUAAUUCUCUCGUUGAUUGGAGCAAGCAUACUUCUAUUAAUUUUCUUCCUCUUAAUUGAAUUAAAACUCGCCAUUGAGCCUAUAAUACCAUUUCAUCUUUUCAAAACACGGAACACUUAUGUUAUUUACAUUUGCAAUUUUAUAACCGGAAUUGCAUUGUAUGGGCUUUUUCAAUAUUUACCGAUCUAUUUUGAAAUAGUGAAAGAAUCAAGUAUCACAAAAAUAGUUUUAGAUUUAUGGCCACUCGUAAGUAGUAUGGUCUUAUCUUCAAUAAUCGCCGGCUAUGCCACCACAAAUUCUGCAUUUUAUUGUCCAUGGAUAACUGUUGGAUACGCGACAUUAGUUUUCGCGUUUGAUCUUUUGACACGGUUAAAAGAGUCAACCGAUAAUCAUGUACAAAUCGUUUGCUUACUUCUUGCUGGUAUUGGUAUUGGUUCUUCAAUGCAAAGUUCCUUACUUUCGGCACAACGUUCAGUCCAUCGAGAAGGUAUUGCAAUCGUCACUUCGCACCUGAUUUUUUUUCGGUUAAUAGGAAUGGCAUUUGGUGUCGUGAUUUGCGGGUCUAUCUUUAAUAAUACAUUAGAUUCACAUCUAGAGAAGAUUUUUCUAGAAAACGACGUAUCACUUCAUGAAAUUGAAAAUUCGGCGACUUUGGUAAAUGAUAAUGUGCACUCGUUAAUAGUAAGUGCGUAUACCCAUGCAUUACACCGAGCUUUUCAAGUUGGAAUUCCUUGUGUUGCUUUGGUUACUCUUAUUAGUUUGCUGUUAAGACACGUGCCGUUUCCGAAUGACAGCUAUACUAGAGAUGCACCUGAAGAAUAG